UUCGAUAUGUUUUGACAAAGAUGUUAUUAUUGCAUGAAUGCGUACAUUAUUACGUAAUGCUGUUGAUAACGCAGAGUCUCGUGAUAACGCUGAUGACAGUCUAAAACCUUUAACAAGAAUAUUUCGAUAUAUAGAAUAUAUAUACUGUAAUUUGUGUGCUGUCCUAGGGUUAGAAAGUUUCAAUCAUGGCAUACCCGAGCGCAAUGUACGGCUCCACUGAUCCAGGAUCAGGAAUAAAUCCCGAGAUACAACGGUGGUUCUCCACAGUGGACAGGGACAGAAGUGGACGAAUAACUGCUGCAGAAUUACAAUCUGCAUUGGCCAAUGGUCAAGGGGGUACUUUCUCUGACACAGCGUGCAAAUUAAUGAUUGGCAUGUUUGACAAAGAAAAUAAUGGCACUAUAAAUAUAACGGAAUUUCAAGCUCUUUACAAUUACAUAAAUGCUUGGCUUGGUGUAUUUCGUGGUUUUGAUCAUGAUAAUUCAGGUAGUAUUCAAGAGAAUGAAUUAAGCGCAGCCCUGACACAAAUGGGCUAUAAGCUUAGUCCAGAGUUUAUUCAAUUUCUCAUAAAAAAGAGCGAUGUUCGCAGUCAUCAGUCUAUUACUAUCGACCAAUUUAUAGUAUUGUGUGUUCAAAUACAAAGGUUUACAGAUGCAUUUAGAACAAGAGAUACGCAACAAACUGGAACAAUCACUAUUGCAUUUGAAGACUUUCUAGGAGUAGCUCUUAGUUGCAAUAUAUAGCGUCUUCAUAUUUUGAUA
Molecule: messenger RNA, 761 nt
Organism: Cyphomyrmex costatus
Lineage: Eukaryota; Metazoa; Arthropoda; Insecta; Hymenoptera; Formicidae
Gene: Pef
Product: penta-EF-hand domain containing protein peflin
Exons: 4
Coding region: 186-743 (185 amino acids)
Molecular function (GO): calcium ion binding
Source: RefSeq, a predicted model, not a curated record